Messenger RNA from Closterium sp. NIES-65, 924 nucleotides. NCBI's taxonomy places the organism in Eukaryota, Viridiplantae, Streptophyta, Zygnematophyceae, Desmidiales, Closteriaceae. The record is from the annotation of a GenBank genome assembly.
AUGUACCUCGCCCGGACUAUGCCGCCGCGUUUGGAGGUGGUUGAGGCUUUUAGGGAUUGGGAUAGCUGUUUAGAGGAUUGCUUUAAGCAGCUCUUCCCACCUGGCACUUGGGAGCAGGACCCUGACCGGGCCCGGGGGCGGGUUCAUGGGUUUCGGCAGUUCUGCCUCACUCAGAUCUCACAUUCACUGCGGCCGAGUGAGGGCAUUGCUGCUGCUAUAUGGCUCGGGCUCCCAAUUCAGCAGCUGCAGGUGGCGGGGAGGUGUGUUUGUGGAACAGCGUAUGUUGACCCAGCAGACCCGCAUCAUGCCCUGAGAUGCAAGCACCAGCAUGGUCCAUCUCGGGUGCAUGAUGAGGUGAAGUUUGCGGUGGCGAAUAUCUCUAAGGCGUCGGGGGGGGUGGAGACAAUGGAGGAUAGUGUGGUGCUGCAGGGAAAGCGGGUUGAUGUGGCGGUGCGACGACCAAUGGCUGGAGAGGCUCACGCCCUAGAGAUCAGCAUCGCAGACCCUCUAUCCCUGUCUCCAUCUCUGCUAGGACAAUGCGGGCGCCAAAUAGGUGUGGCGGCAAGAGAGUGGGAGCGUCGCAAAACGAGUGAUUACGCGCCUCUGCUUGCACGCAACCGGGGCGUGCAGUUCACCCCUCUGAUAGAUAAGACGUGGGGGUGUCUCGGCGGUCGUUUUCGGCAGUGGCUUCGUCAGCAGGGGGAUGCGCACGUGGGGCUAGCUGUGUCGCGGAGGGCUUGUCGGGAGGACGACUCUGUGUUUUCGGCUUAUCUUUUAGGGUCACUGAAGGCGCUCAUCGGGGUGGCGUUACAGCGUGCGCAAGCCCGUGUCAUCCUGCUUCGAGCGGCGUCUUCCAUGGGGGGGAUUAACGUAGACUUGGUGGACCGGGAGUGUGGGAUGGGAUGUCUUGAUGGGGUGACUUGA